AUGCCCAUCUAUAAAUUUUAUGGUUCUAAACUCUAAGAACAAUCAGAAGAAUUUGAAACGAUGAGUUCCGAUAGUGAUUUAGAUAAAUACUAUAUAAGAUAAGAUGAUUUGGCAGAGCCAAUUCUUUAAGAUGAUGAUACUACUGUCUAAAAACCAAAAUUGAAAAUUAGAGACAGAAAAACUCCUAUUUUUGUAAGAUCUUCUAGUUUCUAUGAAAAAUUUAUGAUUCCUAAAAAGAAGAAAGCAAAAAAUGAAGAAAAUAUUUAAAGAUUGUUCCAUAAAGUUAACCUAUUGCUAAGUUAUCACAAAUCUUGGACUGAUCUAAGAAUAAUUUAAAGGAAUUACUAUAUUCCAAGAAAAAAGUAGUUUGUUAAGAACUUUGACAUUUUAAGAUAUAAUAUUAUAUAAAGAAGUUUGUAAACAUAAAAAAUUCAAGCAAAGUUGUUUAUUUAAAAGUUUUAUAGAAAAAAGAUUACAAAAUUAAAAGAUUCUAAAGAAGAACAUGAUAUUCUAGAGCUGGAAGGGAUCUAUGAGAAGAUGAGAAAGUAUUACAAUAAACAUAAGUGGUUAAAUGCAUAGAAAUUUAUAUUUAUCAAAAUAAAGAAGGCUGUGUGGUUCAAUCGAUUCAGAAAGACUACUAUUAGAUUGAAUUCCAAGAUUUUAGUUAAUGUCUUUUAAAAAAGAUUAUUAGCCAAGUAAUUUCCAGGAGAAGAAACAAACUUUUAGCAUUUUGAAAAAAACAAUAAAGGUUUUGAAUUCAAGGAGGUUUCUUUGCUAAAUAUUAUCAAUUUUAGUCAAUAAUAUUCUUAAAACCAUGUUAAAAUGAUUCCAUUAUCAGCAGGAUACACUAAUCUAAAAUAUUAUUCUGCAUCUUAUAAAAAGUCAAGUACUUUUAAAGAUGUCAUAGAAAAGGUUAGAGAUACUUAUGUAUUUGACACUCAAAAAUUAAUAUUGUAAUCAGUGAUGAUGGAAUAUUUCGAAGAGGAAAUGUUUGCUAUGCCUGAAAUCAACUUUGUAAAACAAUUAAAUGACACAAUGUGGUUGGCUAAUAUCAAUGAAAAGAAACAGCCAUAGUUAAUAUAAUUUCUAUAAUUGAAACAUGGAUAGAAACUGAAGUACUUGCAAUCGAUCAAUAAUGAUAGAGGUAUUAGUUAUAUUUAGGGUGAGUGUUAUACUAGGCUAUCUAAUCAUAUCGAUAAGAUUGAUGAUUUCUAUGUCAAAGGAUAUUGCGUAAUAGUCUAUGAGUAAUCUCCAAUUACUACAUUAGAGAAUGUCAUUAAAUAUCGAAAAAAAUAUCAUAUACAUUAUAGUUAAGAUGAAAUAUUGUCAUUCUUUUAUGAUAGCUUACUCUUACUACUCAGAGAAUAACAUGGUGAUAUUUCAACCAAAAAUUAUCUGUUAGACAACCGAGGUUAUUAUUUAGGAAGUGCAGUUAAACCAGAGACUGAUGACGAUUUAUUUUGUUUAGCUAAAGUUCUAAUUUCUAUGAUUACCUUAACAUCAUUUAAGAAUUCAUUGAAUUCCUUAGGUGAUAUGGAGAAGCAUGAUCUCUAUGAUGUAAUAGUUAAAAUGCUCAAUGGGAGUAGCAACAUAAGCGAACUGUUAUCAUUUGUAAAGUAUUAAGAGAAGUUUGAAGAGAGUUUCAUUGUAGAGAGAUAAGAAAUAAUUGAAAAUCAACAGUGUGAUUUCUCUGAAUACUUACAGUUGACUCUGCAUAGAGGGAACUUUUCAUUGAGGAUGAAGUAGUAUGAAAAAGGAUUGCUUUACAUACAUUAGUUUGAAUAGAUAUUGCAUAGACAAAUCUAUAAAUGUGGGAAUAAUGCUUUAGAAGCCUUUCAAGGAUAUGUGAUUAAUAAUUUCAUGAAAUAUACUAUUGAGCAUCAUGACAUGGAAGAAAUAAUUUAAGUAGCUAUGGUUUUCUAUAUUAAAUUUUGCAUUUAAAUGCAAGUGAAGGUUAGACGUUAUAAUCAUUCAACAUACAACAUCAACAAUAUUUAGGAAAAUGUUAAGCAUGGCAACCAAUUGAAUUAAUAAUUUGAUUUAAUUUAGAAUUGUUUAGGAGACCUAAUUAAGAAUCUAGAUCUGGUUCUCAUUUAAUUGUAAAUUAAUAUCAACCUAGAACAAAUAACAAAAUAGGAAGCUUAAGCAUUAUUUGGUAUUACUAAGAAUCAGGCUGGAAAUGUAAUCAAACUAAAACAUAUUGAAAGAAUUCAACUUAUUAAUUAAUUAAGAUUAAACAAAAAACUUAUUGAAAACUUAUUUCAAUUUCGAAAAACCAUUCGUAGGUUUUAAAACUAAUUUAAUGCACUCAACUGUUUAGCUCAUUAUUUUAAAAUGGAAAUGCCAAUUGCAGCUAAAAAAAUAGAUGAUUGCAUUGAAAUUUAGAUGGAAUUAAUUAGAUCUAAGAAUUAAUUGGAAUUAACAAAGGAACUAAAAGACUUAAGUCCUGAUCUUUAUAAUUAUAAUUAAAUGUCUCCUAAAGAAAAUAAAAUAGAUGCCUUUACAUUUUAAAUUAACUUUUCAAUGAGCUAGUUUUGUUAAGACGAUCCAACUUAUUUCCAUCAACUUCUUUAUUAUUAUUUUCUAUAAAUAGAAAUAUGGCAUGACUCUGAAAAUGAUAUUUAUGAAAGAAAGGCCAAAAGUUUCUUAUUAAUGGGAAUUGAGAAUUCCCCUACCUUUGAGUAUUUUUGCAGUUAUCUUAAAAGUAUUACAUUCGAUGAAAUACCAAUAUAAUACAUUCGAAAAGAAUAAGAAUGUGAAAUAGGUAAAUUCGAGUGUGUAAAAUUAUAAAAAUGGAUUGAAUAAACAUAUUCGUAUUAAUCAGAAUACAUAUUAUCUACUGACUUUUAGUAUAUGUGGAAAUAAGUGAUGACUUACAGUAAUCUUAAUUAAAAUAUACAUAAUAAAUAGAUAUUGCAUGAAGAACUAAAAAUCAGCCCAAAAGACUUAAAAGUCUAGCUUUAUUUAAUAAGAAUUAUUUAAUAGAUUUUACACUUGGACUGUUAUUUUCCAUUGAAUUUUAGGAUAUCUCAAUUAAGGUAUCCAGUAGAUCAAACAGAUAGAGAUAUUUAUAGUAAUUCAUACAUCGCAUAAUUGCAAAGUCUUCAUCAUUCAAUUACAAUUCCUUUUGAUUCAUGGUUUCAUAGUAAUGGUUUGUUGUAAUUCAGAUUGUAUCACAUUUAAAGUAUAUUUUUUGCAUUUUCUCCAAAAAAUAUUGAGAAUUUAGAAAACAGUGAUAAUUCUUUAAGGGAGAUAGCAAGAAAUGCAGUGAGUAUAUUAAAUUUACAAAAAGAUAAUAGGGAUAUUUUGAUGAAAAUUUAAUAAAUCCUAUUAGAAGACGCUCUCCUUUUAAUUGAUGUAAAUCUAAAAAAGUCGUAAUUAUUUUAAAUUUUAUAUUCUUAUUUGCUUUUAAAAAUUCAUCAAAAUUAAGAUUUAGUCCAAACGAUGAAUGUAAUACUGAAAGAAUAGGCUAUUAACAUCCAACCUUCCAUUAUUAUAUUAAUGAUAUUACAAAUAUUGCUAUAGUCAUAGUAAUAUGAUCAAAUGGAAUUUUUAAUAUAAUUUUGUUAAAAAUCGAUCUCAACAAAAUCAGGUUUGUUUGCAUAAAUGCAUGAAAACUUUGAGAAUGAUUUAAAUAUUAUGGCAUUGUAUAUUCCAAACAAGAAGAUAGAUUUAAACUUCAUUGCUCCCUAUGAUGCUUUAUACUAAAGAUCUCACAGUGUUAUAUUUUAUGAUGACAUUAAUAUUUAUACGAGACAUCUCAUACAUCAUUUCUUUUAUAUCUAAAAUUUUUAUGAAGUCAUUGAGUAUUUCGAAGAUAAUUUAAAUUAAAUUGAAAACAACAGAGAAUUAACUCAUUUGAAAUAAUUAUACGAGAAUUUUUUAAUUUACAUUAAAGUUUCUUUGGGUAUUAUAAAAUAAGAAAAAGCACAAGACUUCAUCUUAAGCAUUCACUCAUAAAUUUAAGAUGAUAAUAAUACAUUAAUAGCAGCAAUUAAUAAGCAUAUUCUAAUUCGAAUUUAUUUAAAUUAAAAAGAAUAUCAUGUUGCUUUGCAAUAUUCCUACUAAGUGCUUCAAUUUUUUUAUGCUUAUGAAAAUAGUAAAUAAAUAACUUUAGGGGGAGACUUUUAGAUUAAACAUAGCAAAAGACUAUCUAAAUUUUAAGAGAUUUUAUCGAAUUUUCUCCCUAAAGAUUUAGUCCGUAAAACUCAGAUUAAUUAGUAAUCAAAUGAUGUAUAUUAUUGUCAUUUAAUUGAUGAUGAAUUUAUCUCUGAAAUCCUAUUGAAUCAUAUUGAUAUUCUGACAAAUAUUAAUUAAUUUAAGUUCUCUUUUUUCUAAGUAUUAAAUUUAUUGGAUAAAAUAAAGAACUAUUAUUAAAUAGCAUAUUUGUAUAAACUUUUAUCUCUAAUAUUCUUAGAGAACAUGAGUUUAGAAAAAUAAUCAUUAGUUCAAUACGAUCAAUAAAUUAUGAAUGAAGCAAAAGAAACCAUAAGAGAAAGGAAAUUAUUAAUAAAUUGUUAUCAGUCCUUUAGACAUUAACAUACUUAAUAGGAAGUUAUAGCUUAUAAUUAGUAAUUAGCAAGGUUAACAUUCAAACAAAUAGUUUACUAAAAGUUUGCUAAAAAACCAGCAAAAGAGGAUGUAUUAUUCUUAAUUCAAUUAUCUGCAGAAAAAAGUUUAGAGUUUUUUUAAAUCCUUUCCUAGCAACAAAAAAUAAUAAAUCAUAUAUUUUAUAUAAACAUCUAUUUGAUCUUGGCUGAAUGCCAUUUGAAUUAACUUAAUUUCACUUAAGCCUUAGCCAAUGUGGAUUUGGCGGAAGAACAUACUAUUGAAAUUUAUGGAAAAGCUUGUCAUCCUCAGAUAGGGUACUUACUUUUAUCAAGAGUGUAAUUUCGAAAAAAGUAGCAAGAAUUAUAAAUUUAGAUUGUUAAAGAAAUCAGAUUAAAAAGUUUUUUUGAUGUUAGUUAGAUUAAAACAAUAAGUCUAUUGUUAAUAUAGGAAAAUAAAACAUUAACUUAUUGGUUAGAUAUUUAUAAAAGGAGUAGAGAUAUUUAAACGUUUUUCAAAAAUGUAAAAGAUGUAUUAAAACUAAAUUAAAACUUUUGUGAUAGUUUUCUAUUUUGUGAUGAAAGUUCUUCUGUUGAAGAUAUCUUCAGAGAAAUAACUAGAUUAUUUCCAUCUCUUAAUUAUAUCUCUGCACAAAGCUAUUUAAGUGCUUCGCAUCAUUUUAUAUAUCUAGAUGAAAACAAUCAAUAUCGGUAACAAAUCAAUCAAUUACUUAAUAAUCAUAUUUGA
Molecule: messenger RNA, 5295 nt
Organism: Paramecium tetraurelia
Lineage: Eukaryota; Ciliophora; Oligohymenophorea; Peniculida; Parameciidae
Exons: 3
Source: RefSeq, a predicted model, not a curated record